Chaetomium globosum CBS 148.51 is the source of this 612-nucleotide messenger RNA. RefSeq lists its product as uncharacterized. The coding region runs from base 1 to 612 and encodes 203 amino acids. Gene Ontology annotation, biological process: carbohydrate metabolic process; chitin catabolic process. The transcript is spliced from 3 exons. Lineage: Eukaryota; Fungi; Ascomycota; Sordariomycetes; Sordariales; Chaetomiaceae. Gene Ontology annotation, cellular component: extracellular region. Gene Ontology annotation, molecular function: chitin binding; chitinase activity. The record is from RefSeq and is a predicted model, not a curated record.
AUGGGCGGCGGACCCAUCGGCGGCUACCGUUCGGUAGCCUAUUUCGUAAACUGGGCCAUCUACGCCCGCAAACACCGGCCGCAGGACCUGCCCGUCGAGAACCUGACGCACGUGCUAUACGCCUUCGCCAACCUCUCCCGCCUCGGCUUCGACGGUCUCGACAUCGACUGGGAAUACCCGCAAUCGGCGUCAGAAGCGGCCGACUUCGUCUCCCUCCUCGCCGAAGUACGCCACGCACUCGACCAGCACGCGCGAACCGUCGACGCCUCCAGCCCGCCCCACUUCGAACUGACGGUGGCCUGCCCGGCGGGGGCGCACAACUACAACAACCUGGACAUCGCGGGGAUGGACCGGUACCUGGACUUCUGGAACCUGAUGGCGUACGACUACGCCGGGUCGUGGGACAGCGUGGCGGGCCACCAGGCGAACCUGUACCCGUGCGGGCACGACGCCGCGCGCACCCCCUUCUCGACCGAGACCGCCGUGCAGGCUCUGAUUGGGAAUGUGGUCGACGUGCUCGGCGGUCCCAAUUCGCUCCAGUGGCGCGAGAACUGUAUCACAUACCCUCACACCAAGUACGACAACCUAAGGGAAGGCUUCCCCAAUAAUUAG